CAAUGUUAGAGAGAGAGAGAGAGAGAGAGAGAGGUGAGAAGAAGUGAGAACAAAAAUAGAGAAAGCAAAAGCAAUGGAAGUAGUACAGGGCGACGGCAAUGGCAACUACGACGAUGGAAACUACAACAACAACAAUGACAACAAGAGCAAAAACUUUUCAUGGAGCUCCGCAACAGACUGGACUGUCGUUGGUGGCUCUCUCGACACUUCCGUCGCCUUCGAGACUUCGGACUCUCCAAUCGACUCCGAAACCCUUUAUUCCAAGAGAAGACCUCCUCUUAUUCUGAAACCCCCCUCAUCUGAUUGUGGCCCGUGCGAGAUUAAGUUAAGUUUCACACAAAAGCAUGAGGUCCGGCAGGUCUAUAUCCGAAGUACAGCUCGAGUCUUUGAGAUUUAUUUUGCACCUUCACUGCAUGUUGGCAAUGAGUAUCUCUGUACAGUUCGCUGCGGCAUUGCUGCCAGAGAUGGUAAAGUACUCCAUCCAACUAAUACUGAAGAACCUGCUGAUGCACAGCCAGAUGGGUCUGCUGGAGAACUGGCUAAAGAUAAAUGCAAUGAUGAUGGGAAGUUUGCCUCCAAUGAAGAUGACUGGGUAAAGGUGAAAGUCCCUGAUCUUUCAUUGCAAGAUAACCAAAACACUUCAAUGCCCAAAAAGAUUGAUGUCAUCCUAGGAACAAGCAUUCAGGAUUUUUAUGAGGCUACAGCAGAGAUUGCUGAUGCAGAUGCUUGCAUAUCCCUUACACUUCGUUUGCUAUCACUUGAAAGUAAAGGUUGCCUAUAUGUUGAUGAGAUUUAUGUAUUUGCUGACAUUGUUGAGCCAGCUGAUUCAGAAACUCAGGCUCCUCAGGUGGGAAACUAUGCUGGAAGUUCUCUUAUGGCCAUGCUUGCCCCUACACUUUUGCAACUGUCUAAAACUGGAAUUAACAGAAGAGCAGAUGAAUAUUCUGAUACAACAGAAAAAGGAGAGUCCAUGGAACUUGGGUCAAGAGUAACUGAUUCAAAUAAUAUCGUAGAUAAAAUUCACCAGGAAGAAAGCAUCGCUGCUCAGCAGGAUGUGAAAUUGCUGGAAGUGACUGAACCCAAGCCUCAAUUCCCAAUUCUGGCACAAGUUUCAGAUCAAAGACAUGAUCCUGUUGCCAAAAAUAAUGUGCCAAAUGAUCACUUUGAGAGAGUCCUGGAACAGAUUGUUUCUCGAGUAAGCAGAAUAGAAGAUGUCUGCUUGAGGUUUGAAGAAAACAUGCUAAAGCCCAUAAGUAGCAUGGAGGCAAGGCUCCAGCGGGUAGAGCAGAAAAUGGACAUGCUCACCAAGAAUUUCCAGUACUCUGGGUCGCGUUCUGGUGCAAGAAUUUCUGCUUCUGCAUUUUUAUGCAACGGAUCCAAUUCUGUCUCCUUCUGUAAUGAGGGAAGUGAUUGUUCUGUUUGGGAGGCAUUCGAAUUGGAAAAGAAGGAUAUCCCUUGUGAUGAGUUAUCUAAUCCACCUGAAGAUGUUUCUGUUUCAGUGAAUGAUACUCAGUUUCUCCCAAGUCUUGUGGUCACUGCCCCAGAGUUCUCAUGUGGUGAUGAUGAGGAAAACAAUGAUGCUGUGGAACCAUUAGAUGAUCGUCCACAAGAAAAAAUGAAGCAAGCUUUGUCAAUUGACGAUGCUCUAGCUGCUGCACUUGCUGGCUUUUUAUCUACGUCUAGUGUCCAGCCUUCUGAUUAUACCCAAACACUUGCAGUUAAAGCUCCUGAUUUUACAAUUGAGGAAAAUGGUGAUGAAGGAGAAGUAACCUCACUUGGUGCUCGAAGCGACGAACCUGUAGUUCCCCCCAUCUUUUCCUAUGAAUCUAACGGACAGUGCAUGAAUGAUUCAAUUUCGACCUGCAGCAGCUCUCCUUCAAUACUGGGUAUGGGGCAAGUGAUGGGAAAUCCGGAUGAUGACUGCUUCAAGGAAACAUCUCAAGGAGUUCAUGGACACGACCAGUUGCAUAAAGGGAAUGCUAGUUGCAGUUCUCUGGGCACUAGUGCUAACUGUCUCACUUCUCAAGCUGAACAUGGGGUACUAGCACAAACAGAUGAUUGUCAGACAGCUGUGUCAACUGGCAGAGGGGAAGCUAGCAAUGGAAUUAAUAUUCCUGUUUCUGAGAAAACUGACAUUCUGAGACAGUUCCUUCAAAGUGAGACUAGCAGCAGCUCUGAUGCUUUCCAUGGAGGUGCUGUUGCAGGUGCUAAAGAUGUAGUAGAAGGGUCUAAAAAAGAUGUGUUGCAAAAUAUUUUCGAAUAUCCAUCCAUUUCUUGUGUAUUGGAUUUUGAACUUCCUAUCCUGGAUGUGAAAUUUGCUUCCUGGGAAACUUCCAGAAUCAAGUCCCCUCUUGGAGGCCUUUUGUCUAGCAUUCCUGAAUUUGAGGUUGAAGCUCCGUGUGUCCAGCAACGAGAUAAUACUGUAAUUGGUGAGCAAAGUAACUUAAUUCUUGUGGAAGAUGGAGACCAAAACUGUCCUGCGACUAGUGACAGUCUUCUAGUGGAUUGGGAUGGUUACGAUGUAAGAGAUAUGUCUUCACAUGUGGAUGGUGAAGCCCCGCAGGAUUUUUCUAUAUGCAACAAGCAAGAAAGGUAUGAAAGUCUCAUAUAAGGCUGCUUUUGUCUAUAACAUUAACCGUAUAUCUGUAUACAGUACUGGACUAAAAGACGAAUCCGGUGUUUAUUGUUUUGUUCUCUAGUAAUGGUUAUCUAUUUUGACACCAAAAGGAUGAACUUCCAAUUCAUUACCCUUUUCUUUUGACCAUCUUGUGAUCAUGAUGUUGCUACAAGUUUAUGUUUACUCUCGAAGGUAUUUGAUCUUA
Molecule: messenger RNA, 2822 nt
Organism: Camellia sinensis
Lineage: Eukaryota; Viridiplantae; Streptophyta; Magnoliopsida; Ericales; Theaceae
Product: 40S ribosomal protein S27
Source: RefSeq, a predicted model, not a curated record